Molecule: messenger RNA, 935 nt
Organism: Cladocopium goreaui
Lineage: Eukaryota; Dinophyceae; Suessiales; Symbiodiniaceae
Source: the annotation of a GenBank genome assembly
GGCCCGAGAUACUUCACAUCGCAGCACAUUGCGCUCAACCGGAAGACGAAGAUGGCCCCGCGUCCGUCAGCGCCGUGGUGCUGGAGGGCAGCAACGGCGGUUUGCACAUGCUGAGCGCCGACGAGCAGCUGGAGCUGGGCUGGUGGGACGGAAUCCAGCUGCUGGUCUUCUUGGCAUGUGGCUCGCAAAGCCUGGUGGAGAGGCUGAUCCAGCAGCGCGGGCUGCGGCGCGCCGUAUGCUGCAAUGCGGUGGUCCUGGACGCAGCAUCCCACGUUUUUUGCAGGGCAUUCUACCGAGCCCUUGGAGCUGGACAGGCGUUAAGGCCGAGCUUUGAGGCAGGCCAGGCGGCCAUUCGCACCAGCAAGGCCUUCGAGGGCGAGGCCCAGAAGUUCGUCUUGCUUUGCGCCUCUGAUGGCCCAUGGCCACUCCGCGAGGCCUUGUCCUUGCCGCCGACUCUGUGGCCCCAUUGGCCCCGCGUGGAAGAUUACCUGGGUCGCGAGAACUUCACUGUGUCUCUAGCGAACUUGUUCGAACACCGCCGCGCCGUCUGCCUCUGGGGUGGCCAAGGGAGUGGGAAGACGGCUCUGUGUCUGGAAUUCUGUCGUUUCUUCAGCGCCCCUGGCCGACGAUUUUCACACGCCGCCUUUCACAUCACGGAGCGACAGGUGGCCUGUAGCAGUCUUCUGGCAGUUCUGCUGCAGCAGCUGGGGCGCGGCGACGUCAGCGACGUCGCUGGUGGCAGCGUUAGUUCGCUGUUGCGGGCGGUGCGGGAGGUGGAUGCCCUGAGGCGUCCAUGGUUGCUGGUGGUGGAUGGUUUCAGCGAGGACCUGGAGAGCAGCGAGAUGUUGUCCCAUCUACUGGCCGAGACCACCCAUUUGCAUCUGCUGCUGACCGCGCGCGACCCGCUGGGCCACUGGGCCAUGGGAUACUCCAAG